AUGGUGGUCCCAGGACCCCUGGCUGUCACCCUGUUGCUGCCCAGCCUCAUACUGCUAGUGUUCCACCUCUCCAGCUCCCAGGACAUCUCCAGUGAACCCAGCAGUGAGCAGCAGCUAUGCACCCUGAGGGAGCACCCCAUCGUGGCCUUUGAAGAUCUGAAGCCAUGGGUCUCUAACUUCACCUAUCCUGGAGCCCGAGAUUUCUCUCAGCUUGCCCUGGAUCCCUCCAGGAACCAGCUCAUUGUGGGAGCCAGGAACUACCUCUUCAGACUCAGCCUCGCCAAUGCCUCCCUCCUCCAGGCCACAGAGUGGGCCUCCAAUGAGGACACGCGCCGCUCCUGCCAAAGCAAAGGGAAGACUGAGGAGGAAUGUCAGAACUAUGUGCGAGUCCUGAUCGUCACUGGCCGGAAGGUGUUCAUGUGUGGGACCAAUGCUUUUUCCCCAGUGUGCUCCAGCAGACAGGUGGGAAACCUCAGCCGGACCAUUGAGAAGAUCAAUGGCGUGGCCCGCUGCCCCUACGACCCACGCCACAACUCCACCGCUGUCAUCUCCUCCCAGGGGGAGCUCUAUGCGGCCACAGUCAUCGACUUCUCAGGUCGGGACCCUGCCAUCUACCGCAGUCUGGGCAGUGGGCCGCCACUUCGCACUGCCCAGUAUAACUCCAAGUGGCUCAAUGAGCCGAACUUUGUGGCAGCCUAUGAUAUUGGGCUGUUUGCAUACUUCUUCCUGCGGGAGAACGCAGUAGAGCAUGACUGUGGGCGGACCGUGUAUUCUCGAGUUGCCCGUGUGUGCAAAAACGAUGUGGGAGGCCGCUUCUUGCUGGAGGACACAUGGACCACGUUCAUGAAGGCCCGGCUCAACUGCUCCCGCCCAGGCGAGGUCCCUUUCUACUAUAACGAGCUGCAGAGUGCCUUCCACCUGCCUGAGCAGGACCUCAUCUAUGGGGUCUUCACCACCAAUGUAAACAGCAUCGCUGCUUCUGCUGUCUGCGCCUUCAACCUCAGUGCCAUCUCCCAGGCUUUCAACGGCCCUUUUCGCUACCAGGAGAACCCCAGGGCUGCCUGGCUCCCCAUCGCCAACCCCAUCCCCAAUUUCCAGUGUGGCACCCUAGCUGAGGUGGGCCCCAACGAGAACCUGACUGAGCGCAGCCUUCAGGAUGCGCAGCGACUGUUCCUCAUGAGCGAGGCCGUGCAGCCAGUGACACCUGAACCCUGUGUCACCCAGGACAGCGUGCGCUUCUCACACCUCGUGGUGGACCUUGUGCAGGCCAAGGACACGCUCUAUCAUGUGCUUUACAUCGGCACCGAGUCAGGAACCAUCCUGAAGGCACUGUCUACUGCCAGCCGAAGCCUCCGAGGCUGCUACCUGGAGGAGCUGCGCGUGCUGCCGCCGGGGCGCCGCGAGCCCCUGCGCAGCUUGCAGAUCCUGCACAGCGCCCGCGCGCUCUUCGUGGGGCUCAGCGAUGGCGUGCUGAGGGUUCCGCUCGAGAGAUGCGCCGCCUACCGCAGCCAAGGGGCAUGCCUAGGGGCUCGGGACCCGUACUGUGGCUGGGAUGGAAAGCAGCAACGUUGCAGUACCCUUGAGGACAGUUCCAACAUGAGCCUUUGGACCCAGAACAUCACAGCGUGUCCUGUACGAGACCUGACACAAGAUGGGGGUUUUGGCCCAUGGUCACCAUGGCAACCAUGUGAGCACUUAGAUGGAGAUAAUUCAGGCUCUUGCCUGUGUCAGGCCCGAGCCUGCGACUCUCCUCGACCCCGCUGUGGGGGCCGUGACUGCCUGGGGCCAGCCAUCCAUAUUGCCAACUGUUCCAGGAAUGGGGCAUGGACCCCCUGGUCAUCGUGGGCCCUAUGCAGCACGUCCUGUGAGAUUGGCUUCCAGGUCCGUCAGCGAAGUUGCAGCAACCCUGCUCCCCGCCACGGGGGCCGCAUCUGCGUGGGCAAGAGCCGAGAGGAGCGGUUCUGUAACGAAAACACGCCCUGCCCAGUGCCCAUCUUCUGGGCAUCCUGGGGCUCCUGGAGCAAAUGCAGCAGCAACUGUGGGGGUGGCGUGCAGUCACGGCGGCGGUCCUGUGAGAAUGGCAACUCCUGCCCGGGCUGCGGCGUGGAGUUCAAGACGUGCAACCCAGAGAGCUGUCCCGAAGUGCGGCGCAACACGCCGUGGACGCCAUGGCUGCCCGUGAACGUGACACAGAGCGGGGCGCGGCAGGAGCAGCGCUUCCGCUUCACAUGCCGCGCGCCCCUGCCGGACCCCCACGGCCUGCAGUUCGGCAGGAGAAGGACAGAAACAAGGACCUGCCCCGCGGAUGGCUCGGGAGCAUGUGACACUGACGCCCUGGUAGAUGACCUCCUGCGCAGCGGGAGCACCUCCCCGCACACGCUGAGCGGGGGCUGGGCAUCCUGGGGCCCCUGGUCGUCCUGCUCUCGGGACUGCGAACUGGGCUUCCGUGUUCGCAAGAGAACGUGCACGAACCCGGAGCCCCGCAAUGGGGGCCUGCCGUGUGUGGGCGAUGCCGCUGAAUACCAGGACUGCAAUCCUCAUGCUUGCCCGGGUGAGGACAUCUGUCUUGGCCUGCACACGGAAGAGGCACUGUGUGCAACACAGGCCUGCCCAGAAGGCUGGUCGCUGUGGUCUGAGUGGAGUGCAUGCACUGAAGAUGGAACCCAGAGCCGCAGCCGGCACUGUGAAGAGCUCAUCCCAGGGCCCAGCUCCUGCACUGGAAACAGCAGCCAGAGUCGCCCCUGCCCUUACCGUGAGAUUCCUGUGAUCCUCCCUGCCUCCAGUGUGGAGGAGGCCACCGGCUGUGGAGGGUUCAAUCUCAUCCACCUGGUAGCCACAGGUUUCUCCUGCUUCCUGGGCUCUGGGCUCCUGACCUUGGUGGUGUACCUGUCCUGCCAGCACUGCCAGCGCCAGUCCCAGGAGUCCACACUUGUCCAUCCUGCAACCCCCAACCACCUGCAUUACAAGGGUGGGGGCACCCCCAAGAAUGAGAAGUAUACACCCAUGGAGUUCAAGACCUUGAACAAGAAUAACCUGAUUCCUGAUGACAGAGCCAACUUCUAUCCAUUGCAGCAGACCAAUGUGUAUACAACCACCUACUACCCAAGCCCACUGAACAAACCCAGCUUCCGGCCUGAGGCCUCACCUGGACAACGGUGCUUCCCCAAUAGCUGA
Messenger RNA from Orycteropus afer afer, 3174 nucleotides. Lineage: Eukaryota; Metazoa; Chordata; Mammalia; Tubulidentata; Orycteropodidae. The record is from RefSeq and is a predicted model, not a curated record.